This is a messenger RNA of Anopheles darlingi, 4199 nucleotides long. Its product is annotated as coiled-coil domain-containing protein 6. Bases 181 to 1536 code for a protein of 451 amino acids. Lineage: Eukaryota; Metazoa; Arthropoda; Insecta; Diptera; Culicidae. The record is from RefSeq and is a predicted model, not a curated record. The transcript has 5 exons.
AAAAAAAUCAUCAAGGAAAAUCGGAAAAUCCUUCUCGAAAACUUGUUCUUCGCGUUCUGGCGAUCAGUGGAAAAUUGUGCGAUUUUCGCGAGUUCCGUGCUGUGCGACAACUCUUUCCCAGUUUCCCCGAUCACGCCCCGAGCCCGGGUUUUCUUCGGAGUCAAGGUGGAUCCCAACAAAAUGGACAGUCCGUGUGAGUCGGAGAGCUCACUCGAUGGUGGGGCGAUGCUACCGCCCAGCCCGGUUUCUCGUGAGCAGCUACAAAAGCGCAUCGAAAGCCUUACCCAACAGAACAAGGUUCUGAAGGUGGAGCUGGAAACGUAUAAAAUUCGCGUCAAAGUCAUCCAGGAGGAGAACCGUGCUCUGCGCCAAGCAUCGGUUAUCAUCCAAGCGAAAGCCGAGCAGGAGGAAGAGUACAUCUCAAAUACGCUGCUCAAAAAGAUUCAGGCGCUGAAGAAGGAGAAGGAAACGCUAGCACAUCACUACGAGCGCGAGGAGGAGUGUUUGACGAACGAUUUGUCGCGCAAGCUCGAUCAGCUACGGCAGGAGAAGUGCAAGCUAGAGCAGACGCUGGAGCAGGAACAGGAGUGUUUGGUUAACAAGUUGAUGCGCAAGAUCGAGAAGCUCGAGGCGGAAACAUCCGCCAAACAGAAUCAUCUCGAGCAGUUGCGUCGCGAGAUGGUGGAACUGGAGAACACGCUCGAGCAGGAGCAGGAAGCGCUGGUGAACAAACUCUGGAAGCGUAUGGAUAAACUGGAGGCAGAGAAGCGUUCACUGCAGAUCAAGCUUGAUCAGCCAGUUUCCGAUCCGACUAGUCCAAAAGAGAUCACUCACCACCGUAGCGAGAACGGUAACGAUACCGCUUCGAAGCUGACGGCCCACAUCACCAAUCUACGCUCGGAGGUGGAUCAGCUACGCAGCAACUUAGCGGCGGCAGAGAAGGAAAGCCAGGAAAAGACACAACAGUUUGCGCAGGAAGAGAAGUGCAUCCGGGACGAGAACAAGCGGCUGCAGCGUAAACUGCAGCUUGAAGUCGAACGCCGAGAAGCACUGUCCCGGCAUCUGUCCGAAUCGGAAUCAUCGCUAGAGUUCGAGGAUGAGCGACUGUUCAAUGAGAACGUUUCCGCUUUUGCCAGUCAGCGUCCAAUCAGCCCCGGUGGGUUGACCCGUUGCAUCGCUUGCGGGCAGUUUGUGAGCCGACGGGCGAGCGAACGGUUUAUUAAGCCAGCGAUACCUAUCGGACUGAACACAUCGGCACCGAACGUGCUUUCCUCACACGCCCCGUCCAGUGGCGUUGGCCAGCAACCGGGCUGCGUUGCUGGAUCUGGACACCUGUUUCCACUGCUCGGUGGCAGUGGUGCUGGUGGCGGUGCCAGUGUGACCUCGCUCAAUAGCAGCAUUGGCUCGAGCUCAAACAACACUAGCAGUAAUAUUUCAUUCAAUAGCGGUGGAGGUGGCAUCGUUGGUCACGCACCAACGACGACCUCGUUCGUUCAACCGGCCAGCCCUAUGGAUACCUCUAUGUGCAAGGAUUAGAGCGGAAGAACUGAAUUAGAAUGGGCCUUUUGGGGCAGGAUAAGGCUUCUCCCGGCGUCGAUAGUACAUCUGGCGCGGAUAGUCUUCGAAAUAAUGUUUAAAACAAACACUCUGAUUCCGCGUGCGCUCAGUACAUACCCACCCGCUAGCACCUGCGAGACAUUGCAAACCCACAUUUCAAUUGUAUAGUUCGCGGAGCAGAUGACUCUGCCUUUUCGAUACAUGCAUCCUCACUCGCCUUUCGUUGUACUUCCCGAUCCAAACGAACGUUAUGCAAUGCGAUGCAUAAUGCAUAAUAAUUCUGUGUCGGUUCGCUUUUUUCCUGAUAAUCACUGCCGAUAACACUGAUAAAUGGGGCUCUCUCUCUAUCUCUCUCUCUAUUACAUGGCAUUGAACAUCAAGCAGCAGGUUAGACGUUACAACACGAACACAAAAUCUGGAUAAUUUUGCCUUAAUAUCUUGUUGGCGGUAUUGUUCCAUUUAUUCACUACAGUGUUUGUAAGGAGCAAGCGAAUAACGAAUUUGAAUUGUGAAACCUAUUUCUAAGAGGAACCAUUUAGAGCUAAGUCAGGAGUUGGUAAAGAUGAAGGGCGAAAACAUGGAUCCAUUAUCCAGCGCAUCGUACUUAUUAAGGGUAGAAAUCGAAAGCAACAUGGAGCUAUAAAGAGAGAGAGAGAGCGACGGGCCUCAUAAAGGAUACAAAAAUUCAAAUCAAUCAUUACGAAGCUCGUUUUCUUCGGCCACCACCGUGGCCAGACAAUGUACGUAAGGCACGCGCCGUAUAUUCCUUUUGCUUUGCGUUCGUUUUGUUAGUUUCAAUCACCAACCAUACAAUGGUUUAAUGCAAGAUAUGCGACAUAUAUGAAGAACCCGCUGAAACCAGCUUAGUGGCAACAAGAGGGGAUGGUUUUAUCUGGAAUAAAUGCGAAACAACCUUCAAGUCAGUGGUGAAAAGUAUCCAAGAAUUAUUCUCGUUUAUCCGUUCCUUGCUCAUACUAACUAUUCGUAUGGCGCGGAGUGAAGAGCAGCGAGUAAGGAAGGAUCGGGAAAAGAACGAAGGCCCGGUUUGUUACUAUUUCGCUAUGUAAUAAUGAAGAGGAGGAAUAUUUAAACACAAUACGCGUUCAUCCAAGUUAAAUAAUUGCACAUCCAAGGAAAAGGAAAUAGAAGAAAUCGACCCAAACUAGCCAAGAGUAACAGCAAAUAGUCAUUAUACGGCCAGCCAACAUUAGCACAUGCAACGCAGCGAAAUCAGAAUAGAAUUCCGUUACCGGAAGCACGACUGGAGGAAACGAAAAAGGGAUCGAAUGUGUGACGAUACGAAGACACGAAGCACAAGAAAAUUGCAUCUUUCUCUCACUUCGAAUGUUACUGCAGAUGUUACUUUAGUGUUUAGUAGUAUAGAUAAUCCAAUGCAUAUUCAGCGAGCAGAACUAGAAUCGUAUCUAAAUGUUAAAUCACGGCUCAGUCACGAAAGAGAGAUCCCAUCCUGGAAACAGGAAUGGCAGCGAGGAAGAUCCACGAUUGUCGCCUUGCGAGUUGAUGAUAACAGAUAAAUCUAAAUAAUUCGAAAAGAGUAAUGCCGGUGGAACAAGUGUAAGGGCAACUAAGCUGGCUAAUUGAUCGUCUGCUGCAUGCAUUAAUGGCAUGAUAAAGGAGCAAACUACUUCUGACUGUUAGAGUAACGUAUGCGAUACUAUUUACAGUAGCGAUGAUGGUACGCGACCCGGUGGAAGAAAUGGAGUUAUAUUUCCUAUCGAUUUCUCGAGCUGUGGAGCACCGGAUGGAGAAACUGACCCUUUUUUCUCUUUUGGAAUUUUGCUCGUUUAUGUUUUAUUGGAGUUGUCUAAAUUUGUCGUCCCUCUUUUGCUCGAUUGCCUUACCUUGACUAUAUACGAAUAUAUAAAAGUAGUUUGUACUUGUAUCGGAUUGAUUUAAAUGAAAUCAAAACUCGCUAAGCAUCUAAACCUAUCCACCAUCUCUAGUAUAGCAACGUAUGAACCGUGGCCUCCGACAAUACCCUCGUCCCCCAGGCUCCCUGGGCUCCUGUAACCGUUUGUUAACGUACCGCGUCCUACCGUGUUCUCGAUCGUUCAGAAUCCGUUCGUUACUCGCGAGACCACGGAUGUACCGGAGAUUGUGUUCGGCACCAAGUUUAGGCCAUAAAUGUGAUUCUCUUGUUUAAAAAAAUGACUACAGUUAGCGUUAAAAUAGGUGAGUGCGAGAGCCAGUGCGCCAAAUCGUCUGGUUUGGUUUAUGCAAAAGACAAAAUUGAGACGCCGUGCACAACUUGUUAAAACCAUUGGAUUUAGAGUACUGCUCCUAAAAGCCAGGCGGUAAAUUGUAUGUGAUACAUACAGAAGUUCCAACUCUGCAUGAACGCUCGAGAUCCCUUUAAUCGAUAGCAGCAUGGACCCGAAAACGCGGACCUUUAAUUUGCCUACAUGAUUUUUACAAGCAGAAUACAACAGGGACUUUGGACUGUGGCAAAUGGAGGCGUAUUUUUGCUACGUGCAUAUUAUUAGACUACAGCUUACUGUGUAAUCCUUUUUAUCAUUGCUAUUAUUAUGACCGGUUUUGCUAUAUUUUGUCAAGACGCAAGAAGAUGGAAAUAUAAAUAAUGGUCAAUAAAACCGUGGAAUGUGUGCUUUUUUGCUUUGCAA